CGGCGGCGGGUCACAUCAUAGCCUGACGUCAGGGCACGAGGCAUCCUGGGAUGUAGUCCAGCCCGGCCUAGGACGCCUCCUCGGAUGAAUGGGGCCGGCGCCUACUGGGAACUACAGCUCGCCGGCUGUCCGCGUCGGUGGCGGCCGCGGGGGAAGGGGAGGCCGCGGCGGGUGUCGCGGAGAGCAGCGCGCUGGGUGGGCGGCGAUGCUCCGUGACGCGGCGGCGGGAGCCCGGCUUCCUGGGGUAGCGGUCUAGGCGGGCGCUUCCUCGGCGCGCUCGCUGCCCGGCCCCGGCCAUGCACCCGGCCUUCGCAGUGGGCUUGGUGUUCGCAGGCUGCUGCAGCAACGUGAUCUUCCUGGAGCUCCUGGCCCGGAAGCAUCCAGGAUGUGGGAAUAUCGUGACAUUUGCACAGUUUUUAUUUAUUGCUGUGGAAGGCUUUCUCUUUGAAGCGGAUUUGGGAAGGAAGCGGCCGGCUAUCCCAAUAAGGUACUAUGCCGUGAUGGUCACCAUGUUCUUCACCGUCAGCGUGGUUAACAACUACGCCCUGAAUCUCAACAUCGCCAUGCCCCUGCACAUGAUCUUCAGAUCUGGUUCUCUGAUUGCCAGCAUGAUUCUGGGAAUUAUCAUUUUGAAGAAAAGAUACAGCGUAUUCAAAUACACCUCCAUUGCCUUGGUGUCUGUGGGGAUAUUUAUUUGCACUUUCAUGUCAGCGAAGCAGGUGACUUCCCAGCCCAGCAUGAGUGAGAAUGAUGGAUUCCAGGCGUUUGCAUGGUGGUUACUAGGUAUUGGAGCACUGACAUUUGCCCUUCUGAUGUCUGCAAGGAUGGGUAUAUUCCAAGAGACUCUGUAUAAACAAUUUGGGAAACACUCAAAGGAGGCUUUGUUUUAUAACCAUGCCCUUCCACUUCCGGGUUUCCUCUUCUUGGCUUCUGAUAUUUAUGAGCACGCAGUUCUAUUCAGUAAAUCUGAAUUAUAUCAAGUUCCAGUCAUCGGUGUGACGGUGCCCAUCAUGUGGUUCUACCUCCUCAUGAAUGUCAUCACUCAGUACGUGUGCAUCCGGGGCGUGUUCAUCCUGACCACAGAAUGCACCUCCCUCACCGUCACGCUCGUUGUGACGCUGCGCAAGUUUGUGAGCCUCAUCUUCUCCAUCUUGUACUUCCAGAACCCGUUCACUCUGUGGCACUGGCUGGGCACUUUGUUUGUCUUCACUGGGACCCUAAUGUAUACAGAGGUGUGGAACCACCUAGGAGCCACAAAAAGCCCACCUCCCAAGGAGGACAAGGAGAACUGACGUCUGCCUGGAGCAUGCAGAUAAGCGUUCCAGUGAGAGGGGGCUGGCGAAGGUCCAGCCACCGUGUCACUGUCAUCAGUGCUGAACGACCCCAGCGUUGAACCAAACGUGUACCGGAGAGUCCUUGGAAGGAGGAGCCUUCUCAGAGUUCUCACAGCUCUACAGACCGACAUUGUAGACUCGUGAUAGAAACCCCUCUACCCUGAAAUAGAAAAAGAAUAGUUCUGUACAAUUGCACAGCCUGUUUAUUUGUUCUUUUUGUUUUGUUUACCAAAAUAUUCAGGACUACACUUGCCUGUUGACUUCUGAGUCCUCAGAGGUACUCGAUUUACAUCUUUGGCCUCGGACAAGAUCAACCCUUCCGUUGCUGUCUGAUGACGCUACGCCAUAGCAGUUAUUCUUCUUCUGCGGCCUUGUUCCUUCUGUCUUCCGCCAUCCUUCCAUCCUCAGCAGCACUCCUCACCCUGACAUGCUCCAGCUGUCACUGUCAGGAACAGCUGGUGGCCAAGUGAACUGUGAUGGCACCAGGAGCAUUGGGGCCGGACUUCCUCCAGCUGGGAAAGGCGCAGCGGGCCUGUGAGCCGGGCCCCGUGACACUGGAGCAGGACCAUGGGAACUGUCUCUCCCACAUUUGCUUUUUUUUUUUUUUUCUAUAAAAAGUCAGACGCUUUCACAUCUACUGCUUUCUAAACUUAGAACAAAUCUGCAGCAUAUCUUAUGGCACAGUGUUAAUAAGAAAGAAGGGUUGUGUGUGUGAAUUUGAAAAAGAGAGACUCAUUCUUUCCCUCUGUCUUUCGUAUGAAGCCCUUGAGCCUGCAGUUGAGGUGACACCGCCACUCUGGCCCAGGAAAGCUGACCCUGGCGGCACCAGACAGCCACGGCGCCCCCUAGAGGCACAGCAUCACUCCUGGGCUGCGUCUCCAUGGGUGGGCAGAGGCUUUGAAAGGCUUCUUAAUGGGGGAGAUUCAGCGCAGCCUGACAGCUCUGAUAGAAUCCCAACCAGUCAGGCGAAUCAGUGAAUGUGUGUGUGUUACAUACAUGGCGGACAUGUAUAUGCGUGCUGUAUAUCUAGUAUGGAUACUUGAGGGGGGUGUGGCGUAUAUGUCAGGUCAAAUCACAACUAGAAUUGUUCCUUUUUCUCUUUUCCUGUGAAGUGUCUUGAUGUCCUUGGUGGGCAUCUGGGAGGGUUUGUGUGCAUUUAUUGUAUGGAGAAACAUGCAUCUUGUAGCAAUCAUUUUAAAGGCUGGUUUGGAAGGAGGGGCGCCGUGGGUCUGCGUGUGCUCCCGUGGCGGGGGUGUGUGUGAGCAUCUGGAGGAGAGAAGAGCGCAGACUCAGUGUUGAUUCCCUCUUUCUUCUCUUUGCCCCUGACUUCAUUAACCUCACACAAGUAGUGUAGCCAGGGGAGCUUACUGUCCCCUUCUCUCGCUGCAUAUGGAAAAGGCCUUUUGCUUCCUGCUGGGUGCAGAUAGUGUUCUCCAGGCAAGGUGUGGCCCCAGGUCCCUGGGCUCCCUCCAUGAGUGGUGUGCGGCCCACCAUCUGUAGCAGAGCUGUAGACGGGUCUGGCAGCAGUGGUGCAGAUGUGUCCUGGCACCUCUGGGUGGCCUUGGUCAAGUCCCUUAAGGCGCCCCAGUUUUUCUAUAAAGUACGGAUACUGUUUCUCCACCUAAGCCGCAGGGUUCAGGCUGGUCUGUUGUUCUGGAUGUCGACAACUGCUGCGUGCCUAUAAGGGUCUACUCCAAAGCAGGCUGAGUCUAUCGUGGAACCAAAAAGCACUUUGUUUAAAAUACGUGGAGUUCAUCAGAUUGACAGCGCCAUAAAUACCAAGUGUUAAAGAUCCUCUUAAAAACAAAGACAAUGAAAGCUCCUUUUCUUAUCCACUUAAUAGAAGGACCUGUCCCUAGGGACUGCUUGAGUGCCACCUAGCUGGCGUCUCUGGGUAACCGUCCAUCGUUACUGCCUUACCUAGCAUGGUAUCAACUCUUUCAUGCUGGUGGGAAUGUUGCCACUUUUCAUCAUCGAAAGCAGUACCAAUGUACACAAGUACCAUUUAACUGGGUCCGUUCCAUUUCAGAGUCUUAUUUUGGAGAGUGUCUGUUUCUCUCAGUCUGAAUACCUCUGCCAGUCCCGUUAGUGAAGGGGACAGGUAAUAGAUUCACAUGCUCACACACGAAACAAGUCGUGGGCAGCAGGAUGCUGAGAUGCCCUGUGGACUGAUGUUCCUCUUUAGUAGUUGGAUAGCAGGAACUAGGUCUAACCAACAUUUAGUCAAUACUUUGUUUGCCAGUCUUCUUUUUUUUUUUUUUUUUAACCAUGUGUUCACCUUUGUUCACUAAUUUUGCAAUCCAAGUGGAAAUUUUUUCCCAAUUCUUUUUAAAAGGGCAAAUAAACUAUUUUGUAGAGAGUCAGACUUUACUAAACGGAAUGAGAAAUGCCUUAAAUGCCUCUCAUCUUUCUCUGGGUCAAGACCAGGUAAUCUUGUGCUUCAGAGAUAGAGGAUAUAGUCUGUUUACAAAAGGGUGUGGCGUCCAAGACUCUACCCUUAGAGCAUUGAUCAAAUAGCGGAUGACACCAACCAGAAGAUGUGUGUGUGUGUGUGUGUGUGUGUGUGUGUGUGGCCACCUAACAGCUUGAUAAGACAAUAGACAAGGUUAAAGUAAAUGACAGUGGCUAUUCAAAUGAUACUAAUGUAAUGUCUACUUAUCCUCUACCAAAAUUCUAUUGUCAUGUUUUCAAUGCUUUUUUCAUUUUUUAAUUAGUAAGACAAUUUUUAUCCUUUAUUUUCUUUUGCAUCCAACUAAAACAACCAUUAUGUACAUAUAUACUUGAUAAGUUUAUGUCCCACUUUGAAGUGUUUAGACUCGGUCCAGGUAGUUUUUCCCCGUCUUCCUGCCUGCUCGCCAAAACGAAACACUGCAGGACUCCAGUGUGGUCAGUGCUCUAAGUGACGAAAGCCCGGGACCACGGAGUUGGCCUGUGCCACCCACAACGUCUUCUGUUCUUCUGGAAGACGACGCGAUAGUUUUUUGAGAAUUCUAAUAAAUAUCCUGUAGCCAUUUCCCGAGCACCUUUCCUCUCUUCUGCCCUAUUUUCUUUCCCUUCUUAACCCCCAGCCCCAGUUUCUUCAUUGCAGCUUCUGUUCAUUGCUGAGCAAGACGUAGAACCUCACGGCUAAGCCCCUCUCUCUCGGGCCUUCAGGUGGUUUUUGUGGAUUUCUAUCUGUGUGCAGCGUGUGUUAGUCCUACAUCCCUAUGAGCACUGAUACUAGGGGUGUGCAUCUGUAAGGGUGAGGGCGUAUAGCAGAGUGUUGAAUGCGAGGAUGAGUCUGAACAUGAAGGGUUAAGGUAAACUGUGUGUCUGUGUGUGUGUGCGCGCGCGCUCUAACUCACAGCGGGGGUGAGAACCUUCACCACCGUUGGCUUCAGUGUCUGGGAAACAGUUUUCUCAUUUUGCUCUUUCUUUCUACCCGGCCCUCGAGCUGCUUCACCCCACAGUGCCAGGUGCCUAUGGAGAAGGCAGGGGGAAGACAUUAGGUCAGGAAGAAUUCAAACCAGUGCCUCAGCACUGGACUGGGGGGCACGUUCGUCAGGGGACCAGUUGGCAUGUUAGAGAAUGUAGCAAAGAACUGAGCAGGUGCACAAAUCCGCAUCGUGAAGACCCGCAGCGUAGUGAUCGGAAACUCAGACCCUACAUUUGCUGUAGUUUGUUUCUCUUGGGCUUGGAAUAAAUAGACCCAUGAGGAAUUCUGCCCUCAUGAGAUAACCAAAGCAUUUUGGACUCAAUAGCUUUCUCCUGAAAAAUGGGGUUGAGUCUUACCUGGUUGCAGUCCAUUCUGAGGUAGAACCGUCAAUAUAGAUAUAAUCCAUUCAUUAUUAUUGUUGAUUGGUACGACCUUUGAAAGUAUCAGUGGUAUUUGUAAGUAAAAGAACUAGUCGUAAGCAUUAGAAUAUGUUCAGUGUGAACUGAGUGAGGGCAGGAGACUGGCUCUCCUGGCUUUGUAGUGUGUUCUCUCUUUCCAGCAGUUUCCAGGGAAGGAAGAGGCCAGGGAUCGUGUCUUAGACUCAUUUCUGUGUUGCUGGCCCCAGGCACAGUGUCUGACUUGUGUUAAAUGAAUGCUUGCCAAGAUCUCUUAUUCCCUCAAGUUUCUGAGAAACCUUCUAAUGCUUUCUGGUACCUACCCCCACUCUUCACGAGCUGGUUGGCAAGGCAGUGAAGAGGAAACUUCCAAAGAUUCCAGGCAAGGGGAGGAGUGGAGGAGCACUGAGGACGCCCCACGAGCUGUUGUCAGUAUGCAGCCUGCCCCCAGCUUGUGCUCACUGGAUUGCCUGAUAGGAGGAGGGAAGAGCGUUAUAUAUCAGUGUUCUUUUCUGUUUGAACCCUUGAUGAGAAUUUGCAAUUCCAACAGGUUCCCAGGCGAUGCUAAUGCUGCUGGUUAGGGACCAAUUCCAAGAACCACAAGUAGAGCAGUGGUUCUCAAAAUUUAUUAUACAUAAGAAUCACCUGGGGAUCUUGUUAAAAUGCAGAUUCUGAUUCAGUAUAUCGGGUGGAAUCAUUAGCAUCACCUGGGAACUUGUUAGAAAUGCAAAUUCUGAGCAGGAGUUCGAACAGAAAUGAACCGGGUUUGAAGCCCUGUUAUAUAUUUAGCACCUGGCAUCAUUGAUGCCCAGGAAGGAAGUGCUUGGAGAUGCCGACUGGGGCAGCACUGAAGAUCCUGAGAAGGUUUUGCAGUAGGCUGUAUCGGGUGGCCAGCCCCACCUCACAUCUCCAAGACCAGCAGAGCGGGUUUGCGUUGGCUGAUGUGUGGAGCUCAUUGUCCAUUUGUCUGUUCUCGGGGUCACACUGAGACAUCUCCCCUGAGCUUUACCUACUUAAACUGCUAACCAUCCUACCCAAAGUCCUCAUUUUUGAUCAGGUGAGGCAAGCUGCAAGGGAACCAGAGAGAGGUGAGAAAAUAAGCCUUCACUUAGAAGAAAUAAAACCCAUACUUCCUUAGAAAAAGAGUUACAAGAAUUUCCGGGCACGCUGAAUUCUUUCUGUUUCUUGAGAUGUAAAGAAGACUUGGAACCACAGAGGGAAGCAACAAUUUUUCCCAGUGCAAUAAACACGGCCGUGGGUCACUUGAUAGCACAAGUCAUUUUGGUGCCAGUCGCUUUCAUUCCAGAGAAUGGCGUCCUCUUCAAAAAGGCUAAUUUUGCAAGCAGGAUUUGCUGCCAUUAUGUGGAGCAGGGGUGGGGAAGGACAGCAGGGGUUUGAUUUAUCCAGCCUCUGAGCUCUUCAGUCAGUAUUUAGUUUUAAGCACAAAGAUUAGGGGUGGCAGGGGCGGAGAGUGGUGGAGAAUUGUAACACAGCUCGAAGACGUUAGUGGGUAUUCAGAUUUUGAGCUGUGCAGAUAUACAGCGUCAACUUCCAGCCUUCUGAGGCAUUGGAGCAGAGUGAAGGCGGAGUGGAAGUUUUUAUGAAUAAAGUGUUUUGCCAAACAAGCUGAAUGAGUCUUUUUUUUUUU
Molecule: messenger RNA, 6792 nt
Organism: Trichechus manatus latirostris (Florida manatee)
Lineage: Eukaryota; Metazoa; Chordata; Mammalia; Sirenia; Trichechidae
Gene: SLC35B4
Product: solute carrier family 35 member B4
Exons: 10
Coding region: 297-1292 (331 amino acids)
Biological process (GO): transmembrane transport
Cellular component (GO): endoplasmic reticulum membrane; Golgi membrane
Molecular function (GO): UDP-N-acetylglucosamine transmembrane transporter activity; UDP-xylose transmembrane transporter activity
Source: RefSeq, a predicted model, not a curated record